Messenger RNA from Vitis riparia (riverbank grape), 2308 nucleotides. RefSeq lists its product as uncharacterized. The transcript has 6 exons. The record is from RefSeq and is a predicted model, not a curated record. NCBI's taxonomy places the organism in Eukaryota, Viridiplantae, Streptophyta, Magnoliopsida, Vitales, Vitaceae. The coding region runs from base 283 to 1908 and encodes 541 amino acids.
GGAGAAGAUGAUGGUGGGAAAUGACUGAGGCAUCUGAACUCCGGUAAGCUCUGCUUCCGUACGGUUUCUUCUUCUUUGAUCGGAGCUCACUGAAACGACAUCGUUUCGAUGUGGAAACCAGGCUUAUUCUAGUUGCCACCACCGUUUCUUCGUCGGCUUCGUGUUCGGUGGACUGUGAAAACCGAAGCGUUUCGAGAGAAUUUGGAGCUUGAAUUCGUAAUUUUGAGGUGGAUUGUUGAGUGAAUGUUAGACAGAUGAGCUGAGUUUUCAUGAUAUUGCAUUAUGGGUCCUGAUUUAUCCCCAGAAGUGAAAGCAGAAUUUACAAGGGAAAUUUCUCCUAGUAAGGAGAAGGAGAAUGGUCCUGAUUUGAAAUCAGAAUUUAAUAUGGAAGUUUCACCUGGUAAGGAGGAGAAUGGUCCUAAUUUAUCCCCAGAAGUGAAAUCAGAAUUUGCUGUUGAAGUUUUGCCUGCUAUGGAGAAGCAGAAUGGGAGUGUCCAGGAAGACCAACUAGAUGAUAAUAAGCUUUUAAGUUGUGCAAGUAAUUAUGAGGACAAUACCUUUGACAUGGAAGGGCUAUCCGAAGAACAGAUUAUAGCACAGAAUGGAAGUGAAGAUAUGGAAAUUAAUGUAACUGACUGCACAAAUUCUGAUGACAUUGAGCUGGUUGAAGCUCAAUACCAGAAUGAUGAAACAGAGAGCUCAAGUUCUUUUGGCAACACGGAUGAUGAUGAUGGUGGUGGUUCAAUUAUGAGUGAUGCUGAAGUGGAUUCACAGUUCCAUCAUGGCAAUAUGUCAGAUGGCCGUAGUGAAGCAUUUCGAGUAAGGAAGAAAAAACUAACAGAUCAUUGGAGGAAUUAUAUACGUCCUCUUAUGUGGCGAUGUAAAUGGGCAGAACUUAAAAUGAAGGAAUUCCAGUCUCAAGCAUUAAAAUAUGACAGAGAACUUGCAAAAUAUGAUAAGAGAAAGCAGUUUGAAUUAGAAAAGUUCAAUUCAGAAGGUUUGGGUGCAAAGUCACUACCAUUUCCCAAUGAAGUUCGAACAAACAAAAUCAUGAAGAGGAAGAAAAGAAAAAGAGUUGAAGACACAGUUGAUGUAGCAUCAUAUAUGUCACAUCAUAACCUGUUCUCAUAUUAUGAAAAUAAGAGUUCUGUUGGUGAAGGUGCUUCUCUAAUUGAUGAUUGUGGUAAUCUAGGAGUGGUUUCUGCAAGUAAGAUUACCAAUGACAAUGAUGAGUUCGGGUUUCAUGAUGGAUGGUCGUCUCUUGAGUUCAGAGGCAAUGAUAAUUCCUUGGAAGAGAUCCUUUGGAAGAUUGAAAAGGCAAAAUUGCAAGUAAACAAGUUAAAAACCCGAAUGGACAAGGUGGUGAAUGAAAAUGCUGGAAAAUACUCUUCCAUAAAUAAGUUGAUGCUUGUACCAUGUAAUGCAUCAACUAGUUCUGCUCGAAAUCCUACUUCUCCGAGCAAUGGUAAUAGAAUGCCAGUUGGAUCUUUAUAUGCUGCAUCUCAGCAUGUAUCUGACUGUAAUAUGGGAGAUCUGGGUAUGCCUGAAACUGCAGCUUCAAGUCAUGGAGAGGCGAUCCCUGUUCCAGAUAUAAUUGAAAGCACAGAACAGCAUCAGACUGAAGAAGUCCUCAUACAUAAUCAAGUGGCCAAGGAAGAGUUAAAUAAUUUUCAUGGAGUUAAAGUUGAUCCCACAGAAAAGCCUCUGGUACCGAAGGAAGAGCAGGAGAGCACCAUUCCUCCAGUCCUGGCUUCAGAAGUUGACCCAUCCACAAGUACAUUAAUUCCCCAUGUUCAAUCAACAGAAAAAUCACCUUCGACUUCCAAGGUUAAUGUCCGCACAAACAAGAGAAAGCAAGGUAGGCGCAAAGCUAAAUCAGGCAGGUGGAAUCGCAGAUCCACCAGCUAGCAAGAUAACAAGUUAGUCAAAGUAUUUAUUUCUUUCUGAUGUUUGAUGUUAGAGGAGCUACAGCUUUUAUGCGCGGAGGAUGUCAAUUACUUCUACUGCAUUUUACUUUUGUACAUGCUACUUCUGCAGCCGUGCAAGUUUGUACAUGCUACGUACUCGGCCUGGUCUCUCCCUCCCUCUCUCUGAUUUGUACAUGAUGUCAUCUGCUUCUAUGCUCCAUGUGGAGCACCCUCAGUAUCAGUUUUCUUAGGAUUGCUUUGGAUUAUAAGAGGGAAAAUUCUAUUCUCUAGAAUAAAAAUAAUAGGAACUCAAGUUUUCUCAGACUUGAGAAUGAUGCUUAAGUUGUAGUGCUUAUUGGAUUGCUAUGCAAAUCAAAUGAACCGAUUUAAUUUUUGCAGGA